Molecule: messenger RNA, 382 nt
Organism: Ceraceosorus bombacis
Lineage: Eukaryota; Fungi; Basidiomycota; Exobasidiomycetes; Ceraceosorales; Ceraceosoraceae
Source: the annotation of a GenBank genome assembly
AUGUCAGUGCGUGGGAUGCUUGAAAUCUCACACGAAAUCUGCCAAAGCAUCUCAUUCCGAAGCUCGGCCAGAAGGCUCGAGCGUCAAUACGCACUCGCAUUCCUCCUCGCUCUCGCCAGACUCUAGCACAUCAACAUCCAGCUCUAGCAAGUCUGUGCGCACGCCGAGCGAGCGCUCGCCCGAUGCCGCUCUCGGCGGUGCGCCUUCUUCCAGCGCUGCUCAGCAGGAUGAUGCGAGAGCAGCGCAAAAGCAGGAUGAUUGCAAGAGGUGCGAAACGUGUCAUGGAUGCAUACAUGGACUUUUGGCACCUAGAACAGGAAUCGAGGUCGUCGAUCUCUGGAUGAGCGCUGCUUCUGCAAACAACCGAGGCUUGGCUGGAUGA